Pseudoliparis swirei is the source of this 1512-nucleotide messenger RNA. RefSeq names its product homeobox protein unc-4 homolog. Gene Ontology annotation, biological process: regulation of DNA-templated transcription. Bases 1 to 1512 code for a protein of 503 amino acids. The record is from RefSeq and is a predicted model, not a curated record. Gene Ontology annotation, molecular function: sequence-specific double-stranded DNA binding; DNA-binding transcription factor activity, RNA polymerase II-specific. The transcript has 3 exons. NCBI's taxonomy places the organism in Eukaryota, Metazoa, Chordata, Actinopteri, Perciformes, Liparidae.
AUGGACAGCCGGGUCCUCGAGCAUCCUCACGCCCAGUUCGCGGGCUCCUUGGGCGGCUUGGUGGGCUUCCCGUACGGGCUCGGCCCCCAUCACCACCACCACCACCACCACCUCUACGAGCUCGCCAACGGGCACCAGCUGCAGUCCGCGGCCGCCGCCGCCGCCGCCGCCUCCCCCUUCUCCAUAGACGGAUUACUUAACAGCUCGUGCUCGGCCUCGGUGGUCAACCCGCUGCUGUCGCCCGACAGCCAGCAGUUCAAACUCUCAGAUUUGGGGGACCCGGAUAAGGACGGUCCCGGUUGUAAGAGGAGACGCACGCGGACGAAUUUCACCGGGUGGCAGCUGGAGGAGCUCGAGAAGGCGUUCAACGAGAGCCACUACCCGGAUGUGUUCAUGCGCGAGGCGCUCGCGCUCCGGCUCGACCUGGUGGAGUCCAGGGUUCAGGUUUGGUUCCAGAACCGGCGCGCCAAGUGGAGAAAGAAGGAGAACACAAAGAAAGGCCCGGGCCGGCCGGCCCACAACUCCCACCCGACCACGUGCAGCGGCGAGCCGAUGGACCGCGAGGAGAUCUCCCGGCGCGACGAGGAGCGCCAAGAGAAGAAGAAACGGAAGCAGGAGCGGAAACUCCUGAAGUCGCAGAACAAGCUGCUGGCCGGCGGCGACAGCUUCCACACGCCGGGCGGCUCCGACAGCGACAGCGGCGUCUCGCAGUUCACCGACAGCGAGCAGCCGCCGGCGAGCGGCGGCGGCCGCAUCGAGCUGCCGGCGACGCCGCCCGCCGCGGGCCGCCGGACCGACUCGGAGCGGACGCCGCUCGACUACGGCGUCCUGCGGCACGACCAAAGAGCGGCGGGGGAACCGGAGCGGCUCUCCUCCUCGCCGGGCAGCACGCACAGCUGCAGCCCCGGGGGCCCGAGGGCCGCCGCCGCCGCCGCGCAGAAACGCAACCCGUUCAGCGUGGAGAGCCUCCUGGCGGACGCCGCGCCGCGGAGGAAACUCCCGCCGGACUUCCCGCCGCUGGCCGGUCAGAGGACGCUGGUGGGCAAAGGCCACUUCCUGUUUUACCCCAUCACCCACCAGCCGCUGGGCUUCCUGGUGCCCCAGGCGACCCUGAAGGGUCAGGACGGCGGCGUCCACGGCCGGCCAGGCCAGAGAUGCGUGUCGGCGGGCGCCGGGAGCCCCGACCUCCUCGGGUACGGGCCCCCGCCGUCGGGCCCGGCGGAGCGCCGCCGCGGUCACACGAGCAAUAUGGAGGGCGGAGACACGGACGCGGAGGAGCGCGGCGUUGGCGUCGCGCUCCCCGGGUCUCCCCCGCCGAACGACACCAGCGACCACGGCAGUUUGAAAGUUCGGUCGGAGGCCGGCGAGCCGACCGCCGAGGGGGCGGCGGCGGCGGCGGCGUGCGCCUCGAGAGGCGAGCGAGCGUCUCCGGACCCCCGCGAGGGUUUGGAGGCAAACACAGACGGUCACGAAACCCCCGACACAGAUGGCGAGGACGUGGAUAUGGACUAA